Aspergillus nomiae NRRL 13137 is the source of this 186-nucleotide messenger RNA. RefSeq names its product 4F5 domain protein. The transcript is spliced from 3 exons. NCBI's taxonomy places the organism in Eukaryota, Fungi, Ascomycota, Eurotiomycetes, Eurotiales, Aspergillaceae. The record is from RefSeq and is a predicted model, not a curated record. Bases 1 to 186 code for a protein of 61 amino acids.
AUGACUCGCGGAAACCAAAGAGACCAGGAUCGCAUCAAGAACCAGAAAAAACAAAACAAAAAGAAAUCCGCCAACACCUUGUCCGGGACGCAGUUCCAGCAGAAAAAGGAGUCGGAUGCUGAGAUCAUGCGAAGGAAGCAAGCAAGUGCCGACGCAGCGAAAACCUCAUCCGAUAAAAAGAAAUGA